UGGGCACUGGUGGGUGGCACUGGUGGGCACAGGUGGGUGGCACUGCUGGGCACAGGUAGGUGGCACUUCUGAGCACAGGUGUGUGGCACUGCUGCAUGGCACAGGUGGGUGCACUGCUGGGCACAUGUGGGCACACUACUGGGCACAGGUGGGCGCACUGCUGGGCACAGGUGGGCGGAACUGGUGGGUGGCACUGCUGGGCACUGAUCAUCAGGGCACUGAUGAUCAGUGCCCUGAUGAUCGGUACCAAUCCCUGCUCUGACAACUGCCGGUUCUCGGCAGUACUUUCCUCGCGCUCUGACAGCGUGAGGAAAGUGCAGCCGAGAACCGGCAAUUGC
This is a messenger RNA of Staurois parvus, 338 nucleotides long. The record is from the annotation of a GenBank genome assembly. Lineage: Eukaryota; Metazoa; Chordata; Amphibia; Anura; Ranidae.